AUGUUUAAUCAUUCUUCUUCGGACGACUUAUGGUCCGAGAGUUUUUCCGAUUCUGUGGGAGAGACGGAGGAUGAGGAUAGUAUGGAGAGUAACAACAACAAUAAAGUUUCUUUGGAGGUGGAGGUGGAGUCUAUCGAAAGAAAACAAAGUCCUGGAAAGAUGAACAGUAUCGAGAAGAGGGAUAGUGAUGUUUUUUUCGAUAACACUACAGAGUCAUUCAAACAUCAGAAAAACAUGGAACAAAUGGGAAGUUUAGAUGCAUCAAUAGGAAAGGUGAGGGGCUCGAUGGAUUUUUCGAUGGAAAGGCCUUCUGUUAAUCCAACUUUGAGUAGACAAGUGGAUAUGAGGAAACACACUAAGUUAAUAAAGUUCAAGCAUGUGGUAGAGAUGGGUGGUCUUUUGAAUAAAAACCAUAACAGGCCCGGUAGGAGAUUCAAAAAUAAGGGGAAAAGUGUUGAGGUUCGUUCUCCGGGGGAUUAA
Vicia faba (fava bean) is the source of this 480-nucleotide messenger RNA. The record is from the annotation of a GenBank genome assembly. NCBI's taxonomy places the organism in Eukaryota, Viridiplantae, Streptophyta, Magnoliopsida, Fabales, Fabaceae.